Messenger RNA from Labrus bergylta (ballan wrasse), 1243 nucleotides. Its product is annotated as zinc finger protein 846. Gene Ontology annotation, cellular component: nucleoplasm. Gene Ontology annotation, molecular function: RNA polymerase II cis-regulatory region sequence-specific DNA binding; DNA-binding transcription repressor activity, RNA polymerase II-specific. Lineage: Eukaryota; Metazoa; Chordata; Actinopteri; Labriformes; Labridae. Gene Ontology annotation, biological process: regulation of transcription by RNA polymerase II. The record is from RefSeq and is a predicted model, not a curated record.
AUGUGUUCAGCUGAGAGUCUGAGAGACUUUAUCAACCAGCGACUAACGGCUGCUGCGGAAGACAUUUUUGUAGUUUUUAAAAGAACUAUCGUGGAGUACGAGGAAGAGAUCGAUCGUCAGCGCAGACUGCUGGAUAUCGUUUGGAAACCUCACAUCAUCUUACACAGAGCAGAUCUCCCAAAACAAUUUGUGUGUAAGGAGGAGGAGAAGGAGGUUCUGCCUGACCAGCAGCUCUGUACCCAGGAGAGGAACUCCAGUCCGGACCAAGAGGAUCCAGAGCCUCCACAGGUUAAAGAGGAGCAGGAGGGACUCUGCAGCAGUCAGGAGGGAGAGCAGCUCGUACUGAAGCAGGAGACUGACACAUCCAUGAUGACUCUUACUCAUGAGGAGACAGACCACAGUGAAGAACAACUACUAAAUAAACACCAGCUCCUUUCUCACAACUCUCAGGAUGCUGAGAAUCAAGAUCCCAAAGGCAGCGAGCUCAGAGACUCAGAAUCAACUAGCAAAUCAAAAAGUCAAUUUUUAUGCAAAACAUGUGGGAAAGAUUUCUAUUCAAGCCACUCGUUGAAAUUCCACAUGAGAAAACACACAGGUGAGCGGCCUUUCUUAUGCAGCACCUGUGGGAAAAGCUUCUGUCAGUUAUCAGUCUUAAAAAAACACUUUCAAGUCCACACAGGGGAAAAAACACUGUCUUGUAAGACAUGCGGGAAAUCGUUCAGGGAUAACCACGACUUGACGGUCCACAUGAGAACACACACGGGUGAGAAGCCUUACACCUGCAACACCUGUGGGAGAAGAUUCAGUCAGAUAUCACACCUGAACAGUCACAUUUUAAUCCAUACAAAUGAAAAGCCGUUUACUUGCAGGACCUGUGGCCGAUCGUUCAGACGUAGCAGUGAAAUGAGAAACCACAUGAGAACACACACAGGUGAGCGGCCUUACCCCUGCAGCACCUGUGGGAAAAGAUUCUAUCGGAGACCAGAGUUGAAUAGACACCUUCAAACUCAUACAGGUACACCUUUGAGUCAUUCAGACUCGUUACUGUCCCACAAGGAUGACAAUCCUGAUUUGCAGCAGGAGCACACAGAAGACAACAAACACAAGGACGACAUCGCCGUACUAUCUGAAUUAGAAUAAAAGUUCAACAAUCAGACGACACAACAAAAAAUACAAAACAUCACAAUGAAAUCAGUGAAGAGCUCAGACCAUGAUGGGUUAGUGCGAGGAGGAGGAGGAGGAG